Molecule: messenger RNA, 1182 nt
Organism: Rotaria sp. Silwood1
Lineage: Eukaryota; Metazoa; Rotifera; Eurotatoria; Philodinida; Philodinidae
Source: the annotation of a GenBank genome assembly
AUGCCUGCCUCUAUUCCACAUGAACAUGUACAUCUUCUUAAACAAUUUAUUGCAUUAUGUGAUGCACAACCUGAAUUACUUCAUGCACCUGAAUUAGAAUUCUUUCGACAAUGGCUCUUAAAAUUAGGAGCAACUAUUCCAAGUAGUAAAAGUCAUGUACAUUCAGAAUCAACUAAAAUGGAUGUAGAUGAUGAAGAACAUGUUUCAUCAUCAAAACAUCAUCAUGAAUCAUCAAAAGUCGAUAGUGAACCAGAAAGUGAAUUAGAAUUAGAUACAACGAGUGUAAUUGAAGGUGAUAAUGAUCCACCACAAUCAAUGGGUGAUCCUGAUAUUGAAAUUACCGAUGCUAUGUUGGAACAAGCAGAUGUUAAACGUGGUGAAGCUCAAGCUAAACUUUCGGAAGGUGCAUUCGAAGAAGCUAUUUCUUUAUUUACACAAGCUAUUGAAAAUAAUCCUCAAUCAGCUAUUUUACAUGCUAAACGUGCACAAUGUUAUAUUAAACUUCAGAAGCCUAAUGCAGCUAUUCGUGAUUGUAAUCGUGCUUUGGAACUUAAUGAAAAUUCUCAACAAGCACUUAAAUGGAGAGGAAAAGCUAAUCGUAUGUUGGGUAAUUGGGAAGCUGCUUAUAAAGAUUUUUGUAAAGCUCAAUUAUCUGAUUUUGAUGAAGAUGUUCAAAUAUGGUGUAAAGAAGUUGAAGCAAAUGCCAAAAAAGUUACUGAACAUAAACGUAAAUAUGAACGACUUCGAGAAAGAAAAGAAGCUGAUGCUAAACGAGAACGUAUUCGUAAAGCUCAAGAAGCUUAUGCUAAAGCACAACAUGAAGAAAAUGAACGACGAGCACACGAACAACAUUCUCAUUCAGCAGGUGGUCAUCAAUUUCCAGGUGCUGGAAUGGGUGGUAUGGGUGGUCGAGGUGAUUUAGGAGGAUUGGGUGCUGUUAUGAAUGAUCCGGAAAUAUUGGAAGCAUUACAAGAUCCAGAUGUACAAAAAGCUUUCGCGGAAGUCAGUUCGGAUCCAUCGAAAUUAGCUGCUCAUCAGAGUAAUCCAAAGGUACGCAAAAUUAUGGAAAAACUUGCUAAUAAGUUUGGUGGUGCUGGUGGAUCUAUGGGAGGUGGAUUUCCUGGUUUUCCAGGUGGUAUGGGUGGUGGAGCCAGUGCAUCUUCAACCAAUGAUCUGGACUAA